Messenger RNA from Chara braunii, 8807 nucleotides. NCBI's taxonomy places the organism in Eukaryota, Viridiplantae, Streptophyta, Charophyceae, Charales, Characeae. The record is from the annotation of a GenBank genome assembly.
ACGUGCGCGCGCGCACCGACACACCGAGAGAGAGAGAGAGAGAGAGAGAGAGAGAGAGAGAGAAUGGAGAACAGCGUGCCGGAGACGAAGAAAAUGAUGGAGGGUCGAUUGGCGGAGAGCACGAGGAACAUUCUGGAGUCGUCAGGAGGAGUUGUGUAUGAGGAGAAGAGAAAGCUGUUGAAGUCGGCUCCCAAUCUGAUGGCAGAGCGGAAGGCCUUUACCGGCGCUAAGACCGAAUGGACGAUUCCAGUCUUCUUUACGGACUUGUACGAGCUUCUUCUGUCUUUCACGUUUUUGUUGAGGACCAUCGUUAUGUCCGCCGCCUUGAUGAUUUUGAAAGUCGUUGCAAGGGGAGACGAUGGAAUGGACAUUUUUGCGAGAUCCGACGGGAAGGGUCGUGAACGCAUCGCGGCGAUGACGGAGGCCGAGGAGGUCGGUGAAGGCGUCGAUGGCGAAAGGUGGAAGAUGGCGGCGGGAGAGGAGGGAGAGGAAGAGAGGCGGACUCUGGGCGACAGUGGUGGGGAACUCCGCGCGAGAGGUGGAAGACGAGGAGUAAAGGAUGGGGUAUUCGAGUCCUUUCAGGACUAUACACCUUCGACGAUGAUGGGAAUGUCCUCCGUGGGUGGAGGAGGAGGAGGUCGUUCAGGAGGAGGGGGCGGGGUUGGGUCCCAGGUUGCGUUCGGACAACCCACCCUCUCAUCUGGCAGGAUCGAGUACCGGAGGAGAGGGGGACUAGGAGGAGGGGGGGGCGGAGACCAGUGGACUAGAUCCUCGUCAGCGAUCGGGAUGGCAACAGGAAGCUCGGUGGGAAGAGGAGGAGAGAACGAGGUAGGUAAUGCUCCGAGGAAGGGAGUGGGAGCGAGGAGGAGCUUUCUUGGUUCCUCUGGUGGCCUGGGAGAUGCAGAGGAAACCGUGGUGGGAAGCGGGGACGAAGAGGAAAUGGACUUUUUCCCUGUGGAGUUCACUGAGGAGGAGGGGGAAACGGAUACGGAGGAGUUCUCACGGCAAUUGCGCUUCGUUAUUGAUCCGGUGGGGUCGGAAGACGGGGGAAGGGGGGGGAUGGGGAAGGUGAGAGCCAGCUUAGGGGUUAGCAAGAGUGGGGGGGGAGGGGGGGUAAGGGCGGAGGACGACGUGGUGGCGGCAUUGGAGUUUGACGACGACGAUGUUGUGGAGGUUCACGGUGAUGAUGAAGGGGAGGAUGGAGACGAGGACGAUGCGAGGAAAGGCCCGCUAGUGGAGGAGAAGGAGGAGGACGAGGGGGAAGGAGAGGUAGGGAAAGAAAAGGGGUUGGGAAGUGGGAUCAGGGGGUCUGUGGUUGUGCUGCAAGAAGUUCCACGGGACGGUGGUGUGCAAGAAGUUACACGUGACGGCGGUGCUGAGAGACUCGAGGGGGAGAGGAGUGGGGAUGAACAGGAGGAGGAGGACGAGGAGGAGGAAUUAGGAGUGGAGGGGCCGAUUCCGCGGGCGGUGGGUGAUAGGGGGGCUGAUAUGCCGAAGGAGGAAGCGGAAUUGCAACAUGCAUUCGACACUCUGAAGAAGGAGUUGGAGUUCGAGAGGAGUGCCGCCGCCACGGCCGCGGAGGAGGCGAUGAUGAUGAUCAUGAGGCUGCAGAAGGAGAAAGCGGCAUUGCAAAUGGCGUCGAAGCAGAGCGCGAGGGUUGCAGAUGAGAGACAGGCGUACGACGAGGCAGAGCUGGACAUAAUGAAAGAGCUGCUGCUGAAGAGAGAAGAGGAGAAGAGGAUUCUGGAGAAGAGGAUCAAGACGUACAAGAGAGAAGUGGAGGUGUUCCGGACUGAGAGGUUGAGGAGGCGGUCGAGAGGAGGAGGGGGAGGGGGUCGAUACGGUAGUGAGAGCGAGAGCGAUCACUCGAGGAGACACAGCCUGUCCUAUAGCUCGGGGGGAGGAGGAGGAGGAGGGGUAGGAGGAGGAGCGGUAGGUGGUAGGUAUGGAAGAGAAAGUGAGAAGAAGCCAUUGUUCGCCGGAGAUCACGGGUUCCACUCCGCGCCGUCCGAAGCUGCCGCCUCCAUUGGCGGCGAAAACGAGGAGCACGGCGAUGACGAAGUAGAAGCGCCAUCGACGAAAGUGAAGAAGAGUUUCGCUGGUGUUGGGAGGAUGGGCGGAGGGAGAGGUGGAGGUUUGCAUGACCUGGCGUCGGUCAACGGCACGUCUGCGGACGAGGAGGGGAGAGAUGAGGAUGAUGAGGAUGAGAAGAUGGACGGCGAGGGGUCCGUCGUCAGUGCCGGCGGCGUGAGCGUGCUGUCGUGGAGGGGAAUGGUAGGUGACCUACGCUCCAUCGAUGGUGGGAAGUACUCGGCAGCGGAGGAGAUGGAACUGAUGGGUGGAUUUGCAGGAGCACGAGGAGGUGCCCGAGGCCGGUACGACUCUCAUCACGAUGACGAAGAUGAGCGUUGGAUGUUGAUGUCCCUCGGUGGCUCUGUCAAGUCCUUACCCAGCUUAGUGAAACCGGCCUCCGCUCUAUCGUUAUCCCAAGCCGUAGGAGGAGGUGACAUCGCUACACUCUCUCUCUCCCAGCAGCAGCACGCGUUACUCGCAGAACAGGAGGAAGAGGUGUUGUCGGCAUCACCGAGGUCGUCCAUGAGGUCGUUCAGAGUCGUGGAGGCAGCUUCCGCCGCUUCCGCCGCUUCCGCCGCUCCCGCCGCUCCCGCCGCUGCCGUUGAUGACGACACCGGGUCAGUCAGCAAGCUGCUCGCCUCACCGCGCGCCGCCGCCCCCCCCACGGCGGAAUCCAUCAAGUCCAGUGGUGAGGAGCGGAGAAUGUUCGUCGGUCCAUCGGAAGGAGAAGACGAGGAGAAUGCCGCGAAAGCGGCGAGGAUGAUCGACGACCGGGGCAUGGAGAUAGACGACGCGGCAUCGUGUCGGUCGGGGGCGAGAUCUGUGCGGUCUGACCUGGACCGCGCCGGCGGGAAAGGGAAGCAGAAACAGGACAGACAGGACAGCAGGGUGGAAACGAGAGCGGAGUCAGAUGGGGAGAAAUCCAUGAUGUCGGAGGCAAGGUCGAUGAGAUCAGAGGUUCGCUCGGUGAAGUCGUUGAGGUCGACUAGGUCAAUCAAAGCGAUAAUACCAGGGCAAGCGAACGGGAAGCUGGUGGAAAGUUUCCACAGUGAGGACGUGAGUGCGGAAGAGAGCGACGACCGCAUGGCUUUGCCGCCGAUGGCGGUGGGCGGAGGUUCGCGUGGAGCCGGGGGGGGCGGGGGAGGAGGAGGAGGGAGGAGCUGGUUCGAUCACGAGGAAGACUCCGAUGUGGUUGUCGGCGCAGCCGGGAUCGACUUCUCUUCGCCUUCUAUCUCGAGGAAGGCGCGGGGAGGAAGCUGGGGAAGGGGGGUUAUGUCGAACAGAGCGAGUGGGGGAGAGGAGGACAUGAUGGAGGCGGCGGCAGGGUUAGGAGGGGUGGUGGGGAAAGGAAAGGGAGGUGGUGGGGAUUCGUCGUCAGCGGCGGGAUCGCGACGAGACCACGAGGUUUUGGGAUUGAGAAGCGAGAGGAUUGAGUCGUCUGCGGAUGAAGAGGAGAAUUUGCGCCAAAGUAGGGGGGGUCCAGAGCCGGCAACGAUACCUUCAGUGCGCCGUGGGAGAUCAGAGGCCGAAGACGACGGCUUCGGCGGUGCAGCAGGAGGCAGGCGAGUGGCCAGUAGUAGAAGAGGAUUGCCAGUUGUGGAAGAGAGCAAGCAACGAUAUCCUGACGAAGACGAUUACUACGAUGAAGAGGAGGGAGAGGAGGAGGAGGAGGAGGAAGAGGAGUUGAUGGAAGGCGAAGAAGUGUACACAGAUGAGUAUGAAGAUGGAGACAUGGAGGAAGAGGAGGGAGACGAAGAGGAGGAGGAGGAGGAAGAGGUUGGAUCGACGGAGUUGAGCACUUCGUCUGGAACCGCCUCUCCUCUCAAACAGAAGCAUAUGAAAGUCGAAGAGGAAAUUGACGACUUGUACUGCAGAUUGGAAAUGCUUGCGAGGGAGAAGCAGCUCAUGGCUUCAUUACAAAAGAACGAGCCCGCAUCGCCGUUGUUCGGCGUAAAGGGAGCAGGGGCGCUGAACGGGGACGUGAGGGACAAAAAGCAGCUGCUGCCCACUGCGGCCAAGGAAAUACCAACACUCCGCCCAGAGUUUUCCCCCGGCCUGUUUUCGAAAAAGCAAGAUGUCAUUACAACGGAUUGGGAGUCGAUGAAGAAUAAUGCGGGAGGGAAGUCGACCAAGCAAAACCACGUAACGACUACAACAAAAGUAUUUUGAUUUGAGGGUAUGCAGACUGGAGCGUGUGAGGAAGGGAAGGUGCAUCAAGGGACGUGCCUUCUAGUGCGAGGUCCAUGAUGUGGAUCCAGCGGUAGGUGUGGUCUACUUUCCUACGUGCAAUAGUUGUGUUCGCCCUUGUGUACAUGUCCAUAACUAACUAGCUUGCGAUAGGUUUGUGCAGACUUGUGCUGGUAUGGGCCCUUCUUUUUAUUUGUGGGCUGAUCUGCAGGACAUGGGUGUAGAUAUAAGACGCAUAGUUAGAUAGGCAGGCAGGUAGGCAGGUAGGCAGGCAGGUAGGACAAGAGAGAGAGAGAGAGAGAGAGAGAGAGAGAGAGAGAGAGAGAGAGAGAGAGAGAGAGAGAGAGAGAGAGAGAGACAGGGUGUCGAGCUGUUGCAUUUCAAGUAUGAGUGCAGGGCUGUUGGGCGGUUUAUUUGGGGCAUGAAAAAGGCUGGUAGUAAAUCCGCAGUGGUCCUCUGAAUGCAUUCAGGACCUUGUUCCUGAGGUUUGAAUGGGAUGUGUGGUAUAUGGAACAGGCGAUUGUCUCAGUCUCCAAGUCUCCGGCUGUAACUGCGUAGAUAGCGGUUGCUUUGUCUUUGAUGACAGUAUGUGCAUUUUCUAGGACGUCUUUUUCCCAACGUUAUUGGGGGCACCCUCCUCCCCACUUCCCCCCGUUUUUCUUAUCAGCGCAGGGGUGCCACUUUUGGCUCUCUUUUAUCAAGUUUUAUGUCCUUUUUUGGUCCUGCCUUCUCUGUUUCCCUGCAAGCUUAAUCCUCACCUCCAGGUCCCAGGUGCAUUCGAAGAGGUGGGGCUUGUGUGUAUGGAGUUUGUAGCAUGUGCAUGUGUUGCACGUUACAUUAUGCUGAUUGGGAGAGGAAGGGACGGGGGCGGAAGAUGUGCCUGUGAGAGAGUGAAGACUGGCCGGAGAGGGUUAGCUCUCAGGGUCGGCUGAGCGUACGUAGUCUGUGCAGCGAUCUUCCGCCCCUGUGGGAGAGAGUGAAAGCAGGCCGGAGAGGUUAAGGGCUCAGGAUUGGCCGAGCGUACGUUGUCUGUACGUUGACGGGGGCGGAAGAUGUGCCCGUGAGAGAGAGUGAAGACUGGCCGGAAUGAGCAGCGAUGCUCCGCCCCUGUGGGAGAGAGAGGGCAGGCCAGAGAGGGUAAGGGCUCAGGGUUGGCUGAGCGUAUGCUGUCUGUUCAUUGAGGGUUGGACGAGCGUACGUAGUCUGUCUUACAGUCGAUGUAUGGUCGGGAGGCGAAAUGAGCUGCGAUGCUCGGUCCCUGUGGGAGAGAGUGAGGGCAGGCCAGAGAGUGGAAGGGCUCAGGGUUGGCUGUCAUACAGCGAGGUAAUUUUGCUCUCGAGUCCCCCUUGCCUGUAAACAGUACGGUGGGACAGGUAGGGGAGGGUUAAGGGUCCAGGGUUGGCGGAGUGUACGUUGUUUGUCUUGCAGUCAAUGUACUAUUGGGAGCCUAGCCAUGCAGCGAGGUAAUCGCCGCUCUUUAGGAUUCCCUUGUUUGGACACAGCACUGUUGGACAUGUAGGAGAUGGGAAGGGCUCAGGGUUGGCCGAGUGUACGUUGUCUGUCUCACAGUCAAUGUAUGGUAGGGAAGUGGGACGUGCAGCGAGGUAAUCGCAGCCCUUCAGUUUCCCUUGUUUGGACAUGGUAUGGUGGGACAGGGCAGUUGCCCUCUCUCCAUCCUGUCCCUCACAACCCUCUUCAAACUUUGUGACUUUCGGAGUACAGCAGUGCUGAUUUUUUUUGGAGCAUGCUUUUUGUGAUUUUGAAAGAUUUCUGAGGAGUCUAUGGAUGUUGGGGUCGGUCCGUUGUGCUUCGGCUAACCAUCGGAAAAAUGUGAAAGCAAUGUGAUGCACCACGCGAGUGGACGGCGGUGGUGCGGUGCUAUGUUUCUUUUUUUUUUUUUUUUUUCUCUGCAUUCAGUAGCGUUAGGUUAUUCUUUUCCAGGAGAGAGAUCCACGAGUGACGACUGCAUCCAGUAGUUGUUGUGUGGUUUCAUCACCCGCACUAGUGAUGCCUGGGUGUGAGUGGAAGAGGAGAGAAAAUGAGGGAGACGAGGGAACGAGGCAAGGGGAUGGAGAGAAGGGGAGGAGAUGACCUUGGACCGUCGGAACAUUGCAUUCGCCCAUCUCUGUGACGUGGAUAUCGUGCGGGGAGGGGAUUGUAUAAGGGCCCGAUCUCUCUGGCGGUCUGCAAGGCUGUUCGUCCGGCUUCUCAUGUUGAGGGAUGUGGCUGCAGUGUACUGGAUCGCUUCUGGCAAGCAGAAUGGUAGGAGAUGGUAGGAUGUUGAUGGGUGGCUGCUGAUGCUGGCGAUGAUUGGAAGACCUCUUUUUUGGGAUGAUUGCUGUGGAUGCUGGCAUGAUGGAAAACGUUUUCCUUUUCUUUACGGCUUGUUUUGUCAGCAAACCUGAUGCUGGCGGCGAGUGGGGUCAGCUUCCUUUGAUCUGUAAUCUAAUUUGCACGAACCUAGUUGGAAGUAUGUUUAUAAGGAGGGGUUCAAUGCUCACCUCACUCGCUAUGACUCCAAGACUGUGCUCAAGAGAAGUUAUGACUGUGCACACUUGUGUGUGGUUGUGUGAAGAGAGAGAGAGAGAGAGAGAGAGAGAGAGAGAGAGAGAGAGAGAGAGAAUUCUUUGAAGGAUAGGGUGUGGAUGGUUUUGGGUCAGUUGAGGUGCCGGCAGGGCAGCUCAACAAAAUGGGCUGAUCCCUGCGAGUAUAUGGGCGAAUGGUAAGAGGAGUCUUUGCUAGGCGAACGGUGCGAUAUUUGUUGUGGCAAGCUGGGAAGUUGAUAUGGAAGGUCGAGCGGUGCGAUAUUUGGAAAGUUGAAGUCGAUAUGGAAGACCAAAUUGUGCGACAAAAUUGUGCGACAUUCGGAAAGGCGAUAGUGUUGUUAUAAGCGGGGUUGCGAUUUGGUGAAAUCUGCUGGGGAAUCUUGUGGAGGUGGUUGUGUGUCGGGAGUCUCUUGCUAUGCUGCAACAUUCGUCGUCGUGGUCAAGACCGUUGUAACUAUGUGUGAUGGAGAGGAAUGGUGGGCAGUGGUUUUGUCAUCCAUCCACAAUGGCGGUACAUUGGUGGACAGGUGAAGACGACAAUGGUUGGAUGGUGUAUGGUGGGUGGUAGAGUUCGGGUUGGUUGGUUGGCAGCUGAGGCGGAGGCCUUCUGUUGGGAAUCUGCUGCAAUCGCAAAUGGAUGCGUGCAACGAGAAGCGUGGUGCUGGUAGAAUUUUGGUUAUGGUGGUCACCGACAUUGGUUGUCGCUCUCACACGCGGAUAGACGAAGACAGAUGGUUGUGGGUGGAUGAUGGUGGUAUACUGUUGGUUGGUUGGUUGGUUGGUUGGGAACUGAGCAGAUGCCUCCUGUAGUGGAAAUCUGCUACAGACGUGAACGGAUGUGUUCGAGGAGGAGAAGCGGAGCGUGGAAGGAAUGAAGGGAAAGUGAAGGACAUGAGGCGGUUGGUGAUCCGUCGACGUGAUGACACCGGUCCCGGUUUUUCUUUUUUGUUUUCAUCUUUUGAAGUUUUAAAAAUAUUCUUUCAGAAGCCACCAGGUGCAAGCAAGAACGCGAGCGUCUGGUUAUCGUCACGAUCUCAGUUGUGUCUGAUGAAGUGAUGUGUUUUUGAUGAUGUAUCAUCCUUUUUGGUUGACGAGUAGAGGGCAUGUACGUCUGAAGUCUGAAGUCUGCAAGGGCACCGGUCGACAACGAACAUGUGCUUCUUUAUAUCUUGUUUCAUCGUCACGGUUGGGUUCUGGAGAGCGUGUAGGGUAGGGUUUUAUGGGCGCUGCAAUUCUUUCAUUAUACUGAUGGGCUGAGACCUUCUGCUAUUAUGCGGUCGGUCGGGUUUAUUUUGUUUCAGGCUCGGUGUUCAGCGAUGUACUGAAUUGGCAUUAGAGCUGAAGGUAGACUUUGCGAUGUGAAGUAGUGGCAUGCAGGAUAGACAGCAAGCUGGAGGUGGGCUGCGGUAUUUUCAAUUGAAAGCCGCGGCGGCUGAGGAAGGUCCAGAAGUGGGGGUAGAUUUUUAGGCCCUGCCUGGCAUUACCUAUGCCUGGUUUGUUGCUUUACGGUCGGUCGGUCUUUCUGGUUUCGCGGUGGGACAUGUGAAAUCGAUCUGGGCAGCACCUCUGCGAUGGGUAUGUGAAAUCAAUAGGGGCAGCGGGUCUGUGAUGAUGGGAUAUGGUGAAAUCAAUGUGGGCAGCGCCUCGGGUUGAGUUUGAGCAUUUCUGCUUGAACGCCUGAUAGUGUAGUGGGUUGAUUGAUUUCAAGGGCCUCCCGGGCACUGCCUAUUGUUUUGCAAUUUGGUCGGUUCUUCCCGGUUUUGCAAUUUUCUUUAUGGUGGGAAAUUGGAAAAAAAAAAUCCGGGAAAGGCGUCAACGACAAGUUUGAGCAGUUGGAUUGAAUGCCGCGGCAAUGGAGGUGCGGAAAGUGGGUCGAUCGAUUUUCAGGCCCUGCCUUGCAGUGCCUGUUGGCUGGCAAUGGUCCUUUCUGGUUUCAUUUUCUUCAUCGUUGGAAACGUGAAAUCAAUCUGGGAAGGACAUCAGCCUGCGAGUUUGAGCGAA